CAAUUUUCAGCACUGUCACGUGCCAUCAACACAUAAUGGAAUGAGCCAACAAGUGUCGCCACGGAGCACAGCAGCGCAUUCAAACAAUUCUCAACUGCCAAAGGUAAAUCCGGACGACCGUUUGUCUCCGAAUACUCGCGUACUCAUCACAAAGCUUGAGGAUAGUAUGCUAAGAAAGAGUCGAUCGAUAAUGUCAAUGGUUUUUGGAAGGAAAAAAGCAAAGGAUCGAGCUGAAAAAGGACAUCCGUAUGUUGAGGCAUCAGUAUCACAUGCACUAGUCGUCAUUUUCUUAGAAUAUUUCGCAUGGGGUCUACUAACAGUUCCGGUGAUAAAUGUGCUCGCCGAGACGUUUCCGACUAACAAAUUUCUUAUGAAUGGGCUCGUGUUAGGAGUUAAAGGUCUUUUAUCAUUUCUGUCUGCUCCACUCGUUGGCGCACUUUCGGAUGUUUGGGGACGCAAGGCAUUCCUUAUACUUACUGUAUUAUGCACGUGUAUGCCAAUUCCAUGUCUAAAAAUCAGUCCAUGGUGGUACUUUUCAUUGUUCAGUCUCAGCGGACUGUUCUCAGUGACGUUUAGUGUCAUCUUGGCUUAUGUCGCUGAUAUUACGGAUAAAUCGGAACGCUCAUCCGCCUAUGGCCUUGUCUCAGCGACGUUUGCAGCUUCAUUGGUGACGUCACCGGCACUCGGUGCCUAUAUUUCAGAAGUCUACGGAGAUAGUCUCGUGGUACUGCUCGCAACAAUUGUCUCGGUGGCUGAUGUGAUUUUUAUUGUGCUCUUUGUGCCAGAAUCACUUCCAUCUCGAAGAAAUACUGGCUCUGUGUCACAAAUCACUCCGAACGAGGUGUUCAAUUGGCAAUCCGCUGAUCCGUUCGGAUCGUUGAGAAUCGUUUGGGAGGAUAAGUUGGUUCUCCAACUCGCCACAAUCGUCUUUCUCUCAUAUUUACCCGAAUCUGGUCAAUUCUCGUGUUUCUUUGUCUAUCUGAAACUGGUCGUUGGCUUCUCGCCGGAAGCCGUUGCCAUGUACAUUGGACUUGUCGGAAUCUUGUCCGUCGUUGCUCAAACCGGAUUCUUGCACUGUUUGACGAGCAGAUUCGGUACGAAACAUACGAUUACGCUGGGACUCAUUUUUCAGCUGAUUCAACUCACCUGGUAUGGAUUGGGAACGCAAUACUGGAUGAUGUGGUCAGCUGGUGUUCUUGCCGCGAUGAGUAGUAUCACGUAUCCAUCAAUCUCUGCAUUUGUAUCAAUACUUUCGGAUAAGGACAAACAGGGAACCGUCCAAGGUGUCAUCACCGGAAUUCGUGGACUUUGCACCGGUUUCGGUCCGGCUCUCUUCGGCACAGUGUUCUACUUAUUCGACGUUGAUUUAGAAGAUGAAAAGAGCACUGGAGGAGCAUUGUCAUUAGUGGCACCGAGAAAGAUUCCCGAGAAGAUUUUGGCGCCGACGAGGAAUGAGAGUUCAUGGAUUCAACAACAAGUGGACCGUGCGGCCGCAUUCGAUUGGCAAUUCAUACCUGGUCCACCAUUCUUAAUAGGUGCAAUGAUGGUACUAUUCGCAUUGCUCAUCAACUCAACACUUCCACAUACUCCAACACCGUCGAAAUACUUCCGAAGGUCUUCACCAUCGUUAUCUCGACAAUCUUCAGAUACGGCACGAUUGUUGAGUAGUUCUGAUUCUUCACCACAUUGUUGAAAAUUGUUCGACGAAUCGAAUUGUUCCUCGCUUUUGUAUUCAUUUCUAGCAUAUCUCGACUCCCUCCUUACUAGGAAAGGUUUUCAUUUUACACUCGGGAUUCAAAACGAGAACUCUUAAAUUUCGGUCUAAAAUUUUGAAUUUGAAUUUACGCUGUUUUUGAGGGUUUUUAGAAUUGCCGCAAAAAAUCUCUUCAAAUGGUUUUCUGAAGCUUCGGAAAAUGAUUAAGUUUCUUAAAGCACAUUUCAGAAAAAAAUCUAAACUUCGAAUGGCAUAUUCCUAGUCUUGAAGCCUGAGUAUAUCAUGAAAAAAUCUAUCCUUGAAAGAAACCAAAUGUGAUAUUUAUCUAUUUAUUUUACAUAUACAUUUCUCAUUCACUCCUCCCCUAUCGUUUUCCCCACCCCAAUUUUGAAUGGUCAAUUUUUUUCGGGUAAUUUUUUCUCGUUUUUUUGCAGAUUUUUUGAUGAAUCCUCGUCCCCCGAAUUUUCCCUUGGGUAUUAAUUUUGUUUCUUCUCUUUUUUCAUUGAAAAUUGUAUAAUAAUCACCCCCUAUCAUCACAGUGUCUGUGUUAUUAUUUUUUGUUUUUUUGUUCAUUCUCCGAAUGAUUCAAUUGAUGACACACCUGCCACCUGCCCCACCAGAAGCAUAAAAUUUUUAUUUCUAUUAUUGUAUUCCGGUCAUCAUCGAAAAGCUCCACCACUCCUCCCACCUGAAAUUUACAACUUUAUAUCAAAUUUUGCUGAAAAUUUUAGAGAUCUACAAGAAGAAUAUGAUAUCAGAUUAUUUUUACCUUUUAUUCACUAUCAGUUUGCUUGCCAAUAGUGCGCUUAUGGUUGUGACCCACCAAAGUUCGAAUGGGAAUAGGAUAUCCGAUGCUCCAAAGGAUCAGAUGA
Messenger RNA from Caenorhabditis elegans, 2586 nucleotides. RefSeq names its product Major facilitator superfamily (MFS) profile domain-containing protein (gene T25D3.4). The record is from RefSeq and is marked reviewed. Gene Ontology annotation, molecular function: transmembrane transporter activity. Gene Ontology annotation, cellular component: membrane. Bases 41 to 1693 code for a protein of 550 amino acids. NCBI's taxonomy places the organism in Eukaryota, Metazoa, Nematoda, Chromadorea, Rhabditida, Rhabditidae. Gene Ontology annotation, biological process: transmembrane transport. The transcript has 10 exons.